AUGUCGUCCACUGGAGCCCCAAGUGUUCUUAAGGACGAGUCAACAAGAAACAUCCGUCAACUUCUAAAAGUCGUUAUUCUCUUUACCAUUGCUGGCGCUGCUGUGUCGAGUCGUCUGUUUUCUGUUAUUCGGUUUGAAAGUAUAAUUCACGAGUUCGACCCAUGGUUUAACUUUCGCGCAUCAAAAUAUCUCGUCAAGAACGGAUUCUACAACUUCUGGGAUUGGUUCGAUGAUCGAACAUGGCAUCCUCUUGGUCGUGUCACUGGUGGUACGCUCUACCCAGGCCUCAUGGUCACCUCGGGCGCUAUUUACCACAUACUUCGCUUCUUGACCUUCCCUAUUGAUAUCCGUAAUAUCUGUGUUCUUCUUGCUCCCGCUUUCUCAGGCCUGACGGCUUUUGCGACAUACCUAUUCACCAAGGAGAUGAAGGACGAGUCUGCCGGUCUUCUUGCCGCGGCUUUCAUUGGCAUUGCACCCGGUUACAUCUCCCGUUCAGUCGCUGGUUCCUACGACAAUGAGGCGAUUGCCAUUUUCUUGUUGAUGUUUACGUUCUACCUCUGGAUUAAAGCCUUGAAGGUUGGAAGCGCGUACUGGGGUGCACUUUGCGCCUUGUUCUACUUCUAUAUGGUUGCUGCUUGGGGUGGUUAUGUUUUCAUUACCAAUAUGAUCCCCCUUCAUGCCCUGGUCUUGAUCGCCAUGGGAAGGUAUUCGCCGAGGCUCUAUGUCGCGUACACUAGUUGGUUCGCUCUAGGGACCUUAGGAAGCAUGCAGAUUCCGUUCGUCGGGUUCUUGCCCAUUAGAUCUUCAGAGCACAUGUCCGCACUUGGCGUAUUCGGUCUUAUCCAAAUUGUUGCCUUUGUUGAAUUCGUCAGGGAACAUGUUCCUUCUCGCCAAUUCCAGACUCUCUUGAAGUCAUUUAUUCUCAUCACCUUUCUCGGAUCAAUGGGAGCUCUUGUUCUUUUGACUCUCUCUGGUGUAAUUGCACCAUGGUCUGGGCGUUUUUACUCCCUUUGGGAUACCGGAUACGCCAAAAUCCACAUUCCUAUCAUUGCCUCUGUCUCUGAACAUCAACCUACUGCAUGGCCCUCAUUCUUCUUUGACCUUGAGAUGUUGAUCUGGAUGUUCCCCGCCGGUAUUUACAUGCUUUUCAGCACCCUCGAGGAUCAUCACGUCUUUGUCAUCAUCUAUGGUAUCAUGGCUAGUUACUUCGCUGGCGUUAUGGUUCGUUUGAUGUUGACCCUGACACCUGUUGUCUGUGUUUCUGCGGCCAUUGCAUUGUCAAACAUAUUAGACUCUUAUCUCACUGUCAGAAGUCCUGAGAUUCCAGAGGCUCUUGAGACUGCUUCCGUCGUUGAUGAUGCUGCCGAUUCAGCCUCUACCACCGCUGUCCCUAAGGCGCAAAAGAAACGUACUAAUCUUCUCAACUCGGCCAAGGGAACAAUGGUCGGAAUUUACUCCAGCUGGUCCAAGCUAGUUGUCGUUGGUGCUUUCACUGUUUACCUCUUCAUUUUUGUCCUGCAUUGUACAUGGGUCACAUCCAACGCCUACUCUUCACCUUCCGUUGUGUUGGCUUCAAGAGGGGCUGAUGGAUCGCAGCACAUUAUUGAUGACUACCGUGAAGCAUACUACUGGCUCAGGAAAAACACCCCCGAUGAUGCUAAGAUCAUGUCAUGGUGGGACUACGGAUAUCAAAUUGGCGGGAUGGCAGACCGUACUACGUUAGUUGACAAUAAUACUUGGAAUAACACACAUAUUGCGACGGUUGGGAAAGCCAUGAGCUCCCGCGAGGAGGUUUCAUAUCCAAUCUUAAGGCAACAUGACGUUGACUACGUUCUCAUUAUCUUCGGUGGUCUUUUGGGGUACUCUGGCGAUGAUAUCAACAAGUUCCUUUGGAUGAUCCGUAUCGCCGAAGGUGUCUGGCCAAAUGAAAACUCUCUUCUCUAUAAGAUGUCAUACUACAACUACGAUCGUCUUUUCCCCGCUGGCCAAGCUCAGGACCGUGUUCGCAACGUUAAGCUUCCGGCAAAGGGGCCCGAACUGAAUGUCCUUGAGGAAGCCUUCACCAGUGAAAACUGGAUUGUAAGAAUCUACAAGGUCAAAGACUUGGAUAAUGUUGGCCGUGACCAUGCCGCGGCAAACGCGUUUGCCGCAGGCAAGAAGAAGGCCAAGCGAGGCGGCAAGGCAGCAAAGGGCGCGAACCGAAAGCUAAGGGUCGUGUAG
Messenger RNA from Morchella importuna, 2220 nucleotides. RefSeq lists its product as uncharacterized. Gene Ontology annotation, cellular component: membrane. The transcript is spliced from 7 exons. The record is from RefSeq and is a predicted model, not a curated record. Lineage: Eukaryota; Fungi; Ascomycota; Pezizomycetes; Pezizales; Morchellaceae. Gene Ontology annotation, molecular function: dolichyl-diphosphooligosaccharide-protein glycotransferase activity. Gene Ontology annotation, biological process: post-translational protein modification. The coding region runs from base 1 to 2220 and encodes 739 amino acids.